AAACACUUCCGAGUUGAAGACCUGAUCGCGGAGAAAACCCGGAAGUGAUGAAUCGCUGUAUGUGAGUCACGGUGAGCUCCGGAUGCCUCCUUCAGUUGUUGUACACACUGAGGAGUGAUCACAGCGCUCUGCCUGUGCGCAAUGCGCUGUGGGGCUGCUGGAGGUGCUAAGCAGCCGUCAUCACCCACUGCCGCCGCUAAUAAGGGGACGUCACUGUGAACCGGCGUGGGGUGACUGAGAAUUGGGAUUUGGCGGACUCAUGGGACUCUGCAGUAAGCGCCCGUCUGCCACCGGCCCAGCACAAGUGACUGUUGCUGGUGACAUGGACAAGUGACGCCAAUUCUUCUGGAGAAUUUAAACCAGAUUGCAGCCAUGAAAAACAUAGUGGAUUAUACCAACCUGUCCCGCCUUUUGCCGCCCUCCUCCUCACAGGGUGGACAUGGUAGGGGAGGGUACAAGGGAGGGGAUGAUGAAGCAUUAACGAUGGAAGGCCCUCCUGCUCCCAGCCCGCAGAGUGAAGCAGUUGCCAAUGAUUUGCAAGAACUAUCUCUGCAGCCUGGAUCCUACAUUCAGGUUGCUGGACACAGGUCCAAUGAUCCUCCACUCAGCGAGCGGAAAAAUGUUUUGCAGCUCAAGCUCCAGCAGAGGAGGACACGAGAGGAGUUGGUGAAUCAAGGAAUAAUGCCACCUCUGAAGAGUCCAGCGUCUUUCCACGAACAGAGACGGAGCUUAGAGAGGGCACGGACUGAGGACUAUUUAAAGAGGAAGAUCAGGUGUCGGCCGCAGCGUUCUGAGCUAGUGAGGAUGCAUAUACUUGAAGAGACCUCAGCUGAGCCUUCUCUACAAGCCAAACAGCUAAAACUAAAGAGAGCACGUCUUGCAGAUGAUCUAAAUGAAAAGAUCUCCCAGCGACCCGGUCCUAUGGAACUGGUGGUAAAAAAUAUACUUCCUGUGGAAACAAGCCUAAAGGAGGUGAUAAUUGAUGUGGAUUAUGCUAAAGUGGCAGACAGCUCUUCAUUUGAUGAAGACAGCAGUGAUGCUUUGUCCCCAGAGCAACCAGCUAGCCAAGAGUCACAAGGAUCAGUACCAUCCCCUGCUGAUUCUAGAGUUAGUGAAGCUACGCCACUACUCUCCCCAACCCAGACUUUUACAUGGGUGCAGCUUGGAUCAGACAUUGCAGAAAAACCACAUGCUUCUGAACUCCCACAGACCAUGACAUUGAACAUCAGUAAUGGUCUCUCUGCUCCAGCUAACAAAUCCUUCCCAUCUUUCAUAAAAAACAAUCAAUCAAAACCAUUUCAUGAUAAGUCACAGCGCUCUAAAAAAACAAAGGAACCCAAACCCAGGGUUAAGAAGCUCAAGUAUCACCAGUAUAUCCCUCCUGAUCAAAAACAGAAAGGUACACCAGCAAUGGACUCCUCUUAUGCGAAAAUACUGCAACAGCAGCAGCUUUUUCUUCAGCUUCAAAUCCUAAAUCAACAGCAGCAUCAGCAUUACAACUACCAGACAAUCCUCCCAGCCCCUCCAAAGCCACUGCAAGACCAGCAGACCACUGCCAUAACUAACAUCACCACAGUGCGCACCUUGCCUACAAUCAGUGUCUCUACCCAUGCUGCCCCUAAUGUAUUCAGGCAAAACAGCAAUAUGGCAGCUGUUCCAACAAAAAUGGGUCCACUUCCAUACAAUUUGGAUGACUUAAAGGUAGCAGAACUGAAACAAGAGUUAAAGCAGCGUGGCCUCCAUGUUUCUGGGACAAAGCUGGACCUCAUUGAGAGACUCAAAGCAACACAGGAUCCUUGCACAGUCACCUCCGGACCUAUAAAAUCUACAUCCAAUCAGCAACUUAAGCCAAGUGAGGUGAUGCCAGCUAUCCCAACUGUAUCUGCUUUUUCCUCAGCCAAAGAGUCCUCAAAGCUUGGCAGUUUUAGUUCCACACCACCAUGUUCUCCCUGUCCAUCAGAGGUUUCUAUAGCUAGCAUGGAUGAUGUGUCCACAAUCGGAGACCCCUUCACAGAAACCAGUUCCUCUUCUGUAGCACAGCGCAUAGUGUUGUCAUCUUCAGCUCCAAACACCAAUGAGAAGUGCUCUACAAUUGUUAGAGAUAAAGACAUUAUGCUACGAGAGAAAGACCGGCAGAUUGAGGCGCUAACCAGAAGACUGAAGCAGAAACAAGAUUUAGUGGAGAGGCUCAGACAGCAGAUAGAACACGAGAAGAAGACACAGCCAUUGCCACCUUGUGAUGAUCAGCAAUCUCUGAUAUCCCAAGUGAAACAGGAGCCUAAUUCAUUUACCUGUGACUCUAUUAAAAGUAUGCAAUCCUUGGAUACAAGGGCAGCAGUUAAGUCAGAACUUGUAACACAUGCUACCUGCCAGCAAGAGCAACAAAUGUUCAUAAACUCAGUGCUCAAAAGGGAUGAAGUGAAAAUCAAUGGCUCCACAGGGCCACAGCUGAUCCUCACAGUACACAACCCUAGUGCUGUGUUUCCAGAAGUAAGUCAACCUGUUGUACUACAGACGUUGACUACAACUCAAGAAUCUCCCCAGCCCAAUAUCUUACAACCAAAAACACAGAUACUUCUUCCCCAGACUUCACCACAGAGUCCAAAGCCAGGUCUCCAACUGGGGCCUUGUACCAUUUUAUCUUUCGCUAUUUCUUCCAACAUAGAACCAUUUGUGAAUGUGAAUGGUUUACAGAAGCAGCAGACAGACAUGAGCAAGGAAUGCCCCAUAAGCUGCACUGAGAAACAGGUGGUCUCCCCAAACACACAAUCACCAACUACAACAGCAACAUCCCAGUCUGAGUCUGUGCCUUCACAGAACAUUUUCCUUUCCCCUUCAUCGCCAGCCUGGACAAAGGAAACACCAGAGAAUGGGGAACCCAACAGUUCUGAGGAUGGGAGACCUACAGGACUGCAAAUGGAUGACUUCUUUGACAUUUUGAUACAUAAUUUAGAUCUAACUACUGAGUGCAAAGAAUAUCUGGUGCCGUGUCUUAAACAAACAUCUCCCACUCCUGCUGAAAAUGCAGUGCCACAAAGUGAGAUGCCCCCACCACCUGUUCGCACUGCGCCAGAUCGGCUUGAGGACUUUUCAGAGACUUCAAUAUGGACACAGUUACUUCGAGCGGAGCAGGAUGGUACAUCUGUGCCACUUAUUGAUGAUCUGCACAGUCAGAUGCUGAGCAGCUUGGCCAUCCUGGAUCACCCCUCCUCACCAAUGGAUACAUCUGAUCUGCACUUCUCCCCAGAGAGAGAUUCUCUUGGACUGGACAUGUCUGACCCUCCCCUUAAUGGCAUGGACUGGCUUGAGCUAUUAGGGCCUCCAGCGAUGAAUCUAACUCCAUUGAGUACUGCCACCCCUAGUGUCUUCUCUACAGACUUUUUGGACAGUCAUGACAUGCAGCUACACUGGGACUCCAGCUUAUAAAUCAGCUGUUGUUAAAAUCCAGUGUGUUAAAGGAAACAAGACAGCACUUUCCCAGACAUUAAUUAAUGACUCCGUUACUAAAGAGAGUAAAUCAAGAAGGCAGUUGGGUAUUAUGUGCCAAUAUGGAGGAAAUAAAUGCUGCCCGCUCCUAUAUAUCACCCCCCUCCAAAUAAAUAAAAUGAUCAUUAAGAGCAUAAUAAGCAAAUUAUACUUUCUAUAACUCACUGCAUGUCUUACAGUAUACUAUGGUGACAUUUAUCAUUGAGAACAUGCUUUUAUAAACUUUUCAAAUACUUUUGUAGAGGUUUCCAUAUCAUCACACAUGAGAAAAUGGCACCAUGCGCUGUUUUAGCAUUUGGAGUAAGUUGAUUUUUUUCCUGAAUUUGUACACUCUGGGCCAACGUCUCUUCUGGUCUCCUGUGCCCUGAUGAAGGUGGCUAUGUUUAUAAGUAUGGAAACAUUUAACAUGCAUGUUUGAGGGUGUUAAUUCUAGUUUUAUUUGGGAGAAACUUGAAUUUUAGUUUUUCUUUUAAAUGGUGGUCUAUAUUCUAAAUCCCUCCUUUAGUUUAUUGUUAUGAUAAGUGGAAGAAGGCUGGUGGCACUACAGUCUUUAAAUUCUGGAAGCACUAACACCUGAAGAAUUAAUUUGCUGUGUCUACUGUAGGUUAAGUAGGAAAUUCAAUCCUUCCACAGAGCAUAUGUCUUCUUGUAGUCAUCAUCUCUUAAAGGAAUGCUGCAAAUUCUAAAUAUGCACCAAUGUUGGUUUUAAAGCAAGAUAGUAUUCAUACCAUUACAUCGAGAAGAGUAUAUCACACACAAAAUCUGUUCUAGGGAAACUUUUUUUUAGUAUUAGAGAUGAUCUGCAUCUGGAAUAUCGACCUAAAGAUGACUGAUAAUGCACAACAAUUUAUCCUCUUGACUUCAUCUAUUUUUCCCACAAUUGUAUAAAUCCCAUUUAAUUUUAGAAGCACCUUAAAUUUAGGAUUUUCAGUCAAAAAUCCUAUCAAUUACAUUUUUAAAACACCAGAUGGCCAUCUUAAAUUUACUGCAGUAUAAAUCUGAAAUAUGAUUCCUUUUAAAAGUUACCUUAUGUAUCAAUCUUCCAUGUUGCUCCAGGAAUCAUAAACUGCUAAGUGUUCUAUGGUGACUUAUGUAGUUGUUGCCAAACCUUUGCAUGGGUGGAACCAUGUUUAUUGCUAUUUUGCCAAAAGACCUGCUGGCAUACAGUGCUAAUGUUAUUUUCACGUUUUGGCAUUCAUGUUCAUCCAACCUGUAUCUGUUGAACCCUUUCUCAACAACACCUGUGUGUUCUUAUCCCCUGGCUUAUAUUCAGAUAGAUGAAUGCUUUGCCCAAUUUUGUUUUGCUUGUUACAAUGUCCGCCAUGAAUGCUGGGUAUCCGGAAUUCUCGUUCAUGUCCAUGAAAUUAAUGUAUAAAGCAGAUUAAUCCGUUUUAUUUUUUAAUUCUGUAAGACAUCGGCAAAAAAAGGUAACUGGAAAAUAAAAAUACAGACCAAAAAAAAAACCCUAGUAAUUAAUAAAGAAAUAUUUGCAAGGUGA
Molecule: messenger RNA, 4984 nt
Organism: Pseudophryne corroboree (corroboree frog)
Lineage: Eukaryota; Metazoa; Chordata; Amphibia; Anura; Myobatrachidae
Gene: MRTFA
Product: myocardin related transcription factor A
Exons: 17
Coding region: 373-3426 (1017 amino acids)
Biological process (GO): positive regulation of transcription by RNA polymerase II; smooth muscle cell differentiation
Cellular component (GO): nucleus
Molecular function (GO): transcription coactivator activity
Source: RefSeq, a predicted model, not a curated record